GCGAUACUGACUGUACAGUCAGUGUACACAGCUAACAGGUUGUACUUGUAUUGUCUUUACAACUUUAGGCCAGUUUGUGUAGAUGACCUGCUUUUCUACCUUGUAUUUCAAGAAGGACUAACUAACUUACCAGUUAGACGAUCUGUUCGUAGCGGACAACAUUUUCGAUGCCAUUGAAUGUAGAAAUAAGUAAUCUGCUGCUCGUGUGAAUCUGUACAAGAGUAGUGGUGGCGCAGAGCUUUAGUUGACCAAAUUAAUUUGCAAAUUAGGUAGUUGACUCUCCUCAUCAUACUGUGAUUGUCCUACUGGUGUUUAUAUUAUCUUGCCACUGGCUCUAGUGAAGAGCAUGGAUUUGUUGCUGCCCCGUACCUGGAUAUGCCGCGUGUUGUUAUGUCUCACCAUUUUCAGCUUUGCCGGGUCGUCUACACCCGUACUACAAGGCGGAUCACCCGCUCUCCACGACUCUGAUGAUGCACGGCCUGGAGUUCAGGACCCACCACCGCAGCCCCCGUUGAUUGGCAGCAAGCAAAGCACCAGCGGGGCUACUGACAACGACGGGCCGGAGCCUACUAAUGUAGAAAGAGAUGCAAGACCAGUUCACAUGAAUAUGGCAAGUGAGAAUGACCAUCGCGACACCGUGUCAGUGGAAAACCUCUCUCAAGUUGGGCAGGGCGUUGUUGCAGAGGAUGGCCUUGGGAAUAAGUUUAACCAAGGACCAGAGGAGCUAACUUCUGAUGAGGAGGAUUCUCCUCGUGUUGAGAAGACGACUUCUUCAGAGAGACCUAGCAGUGGAGAAAACAAGACAGCUGUGCGACAGGCCAUUUCUCACACAACCACAAGAUUGGGAGGAAAACCUACUGUAGCACCAGCGGCAACAACGGCAGCGGGAGCAGUGGCAGCACCCACGGCUGCGAAAGAGUUGCACCUCCUGGCAGCUGGACUGAAGCAGGGUAAACUCUCGCCGUCUCCAGCAGCUAUCGUACCUAGCCCUAAUCCUGCUUCUGCUGUUGUGAAUGGAAAGCGUGCGGGCAAUAGUGCUCCCCACGAAGAGAAAUCUUCUUCUUCCUCGGUUACUGAUAAUGUCAGUUCAGCGCCUGUACCUAGGAUGAACGGUAGCCAGUACACACCACCUCUUAGCGAAAAUGCCCCUGGCCAACGCCCAAGUCAACCGGAAACUCGCCGUCUCAACUCCGAAGAACAGCCUGACGAAUAUUCCCGGAAGCCCUUCAACCGUCGUCCUGCUACUUCCGGAGGUUCUCGUCUUGCACCUGGCUAUGGUGGCGGCAGCCAAGGGCAAGGUUUCCAGAACAGUCGUGACGGGGCUGGUUACAACUUGCCCCAGCGUCCUUACCAACAAGAACGUCGCGGACAGCCCCAGGGUGCUGCUUAUGGACGAAAUGACGCUCAGUCAUUCCGUGACGGCCGUCCUAGCUAUUCAAACCGUGACUACGGGAAACGGCGCGGAAACUUGGGGAAUGGAAGUUAUCGUACUACUCAGCAGCUUAGAGGCAACGUGGAUCCCGCUUAUGACGCUGAAAGAUAUGUCUAUACUCCGGAUCAAGGCAGCAGAGCUCGCCAGCCAGGCUUUCCGAGAGAUGGUACCCGUAGAUAUCCUGCUGGCCAGAACAAUCCUCUGAAGACUGGAGAUACUAGUAGAUAUCCCGUUGACCAGGCGAAUCUUCGCCCGAGGACUGGAGAUAGCCAAAGAAAUCCCUUAGGCCAGAACUAUCCUCCUCAAUGGACUGGAGAUAGCCAAAGAAAUCCCAUUGGCCAGAACUAUCCUCCUCAAAGGACUGGAGAUAGCCAAAGAUAUCCCAUUGGCCAGAACUAUCCUCCUCAAAGGACUGGAGAUAGCCAAAGAUAUCCCAUUGGCCAGAACUAUCCUCCUCAAAGGAUUGGAGAUAGCCAAAGAUAUCCCAUUGGCCAGAACUAUCCAGAUACUAGUAGUAGAAAUCCAGUUGUCGCAGACGACCAACGUCGUCCUUUCAACCCACCUGCUAAUGUCGGACCGAAGAAUGGCCAACAGGACUCUUUGGAUCAUUCAGAGGACAGAGGGCCUGUUCCUUCUUUACUGAACACACAGGUGAAGACAGAUCGCACUCUCGCUGGUAACUCACACGAACAGCAGCAGCUGCAGCAAGACCAGCAGAAUCCAAGCACAGUCCAAUCUUUGUCAACUACACCUGUACAGCAGAAACUGAGCAGCAACACAAAUGUCACCAGGAAUGCCGGCGGCCAACCCAGUGACAACUUGCCACGGCCAUCAACACCACCACCGUCACCUGCGCUGUUGAAGACAGUAGCAGCAGCAACAACAGCCCAACCAGCGGAAACCAGCUCGCCACGACCAAGCACUGCGCCGGCCACGACAAUGCAGCAAAGUCCAGUGUUGACAUCAGCUAACAAAGAUCUUCCUCUGGAUUUGAGUACCACUGCAGAGAUACCAGCGACGACACAGCAGAGGCCUGGUGACAGUGAUAGCAGUUCUGUGUUGCAGCUACCAAAGGUUGAUGCCGUAUUACCAAAAUCGUCCCAGGACAAGCCAUUCGUGGAAAGGCCACCAGCGAACGUGCCACCCAUGGUCCCCCACAGUGCUGACGUUGGCGACAAGAAACCUUCUGUUGUUUUUGGAAAGACUAGACCAGGAGGAGAAGAACCUGCGAAAUCAACGGGGUAUUCAACCCACUUUGUCAUGUUCUUCCUGGCCGUCUGCGUUAUUUCUGUCCUGGUGUACGCAGCAAGAAACAACAAGAACAAGGUGUUGGCUUUUGUAAUGGACGGUUCACGCCGCAGUCGCCGCGGUGCUGGCGGUCGCUAUGAGCGUGUGCCGAAGGGAGACGCAGAGUCGGCGCCAUCCCUCGACAGUGCCAAGAGUGCAUCGUACGUGUAUUAAUGCAGCUGCUGCUGGCACUGCUUCUACUACAUGUACGUGCAGUGCAGUUGUCCCGUGACUUUCUGACGCUGCUAUGCUGUUUGAAACAGCAUUGCUGCAAAACCAUGAUGACCUCGAGAAGGGCAGCAACUGUAGGCGUGGUGGCAACAUUAUUUUAUUGGCUGGACCAACAUCACCAUCGGCGCUUUCAAGUUGUGCCAUGCUGCGGACACCUGCUGCAGAACAAUAUCAUGAGAGAGAGAGAGAGGGAGAGACCAUGUGCGUGUGUGUGUGUGUGUGUACUCGUGCACACUGGCAUGCAUGCAUAAGGGUGGUGCGUGAGUAACUUUAUAGAGUACAUGUAGAUGUAGUUAGAUAGGCACUGGAUUGUUGCUAUGCUGGUUUGCUUUAGUAGCAAUAACAUCUCCUUGCGUACAAUGCAACACACACACACACACUUUAGAUUUGCCCAUGCUUUGCCCCUCGUUGAGUUUUCUGUCACCGCCGCUGUUUUUAUGCUGCCGCUGGCAUGGCUUACUUAUUUCAGAUGCCGCCGAUACAUAGCUCUUGUGCUCUGCACUGCAGUACGCACACACACAUACACAUGCAUGGUUGCUGUGUGCGUACUGCGUCAGGCGAGACAUUCCUGCGAAUGACCUCUAUCACCCCCCCCCCCCCCCCCCCCUGCUACUUGAACUCUUGUGCGUGCUUGCAUGCGUGUGUAAUAGUGACGUAAGAAUUGGCCGUGGAGAGGUAUUGCUGCUUUUGCUGUUGUCCUGCAGUGGCACGAGGGUCCUUGCUAUGCUGCUUUUGUUGAGUGUGCACAUCUACAUGUGUGUGUGUGUGUGCGUGCAUGCGUGUGUGUGUGUGUGUUAGCAGAAUAGGUCAUGUUUCACUUUAUCUAAAGGACGGCUUUGCCAGCACGGCAGCAGUAUGGUAUCAUCAUGGAUUUAUCCUAGGCACUCGCAGUACUCCCAGUCUUCAUGACAGACCUGUGACACCCGGGCCGGAGUUAUGUUUGACUGCGUCCGUAUCGCACAGUACAACUUCAGAAUUAAACAUCGCGAAUAUUCUUUUCUUUUAAAAACUG
Messenger RNA from Sycon ciliatum, 3962 nucleotides. RefSeq names its product serine/arginine repetitive matrix protein 2-like. The transcript is spliced from 3 exons. The record is from RefSeq and is a predicted model, not a curated record. Lineage: Eukaryota; Metazoa; Porifera; Calcarea; Leucosolenida; Sycettidae. The coding region runs from base 347 to 2893 and encodes 848 amino acids.